This is a messenger RNA of Cinara cedri, 22124 nucleotides long. The record is from the annotation of a GenBank genome assembly. NCBI's taxonomy places the organism in Eukaryota, Metazoa, Arthropoda, Insecta, Hemiptera, Aphididae.
CGACAACGCGUGUGACCGCCGACCGACCGACCGCCCCGCCGCCGUCGCGCACACGGACGCCACACAUCCGAACCGCCACGCCGGACAUCGUCACGCGGCCCAGACACCGGACGGAGACCCGACGCCCGCACCACGGCCACCGUGAACGUGCGGCCGAAACGCGGCGUCAGUGGCGGCCGCGGUGACGGGGGCGGCGGCUGUUACGCAGCCGUCCACCUACCGUCGCCACUGCUGCUGCUGCUGCUGACCGUUUGUCACGGCGGACGCGCCGCUCCCGACAUUACCAUGUCCAUACACGGGUCCGCGAUCGGCGGCGUAGGGACGCCCGACGACCGCGACCAGUCCUUUUUCACUGUAAACCAAGUGAGUGUACCUACAUAAGUGUGCUGCGUCCUAAUCGCUUCCCAUUUAUUCAAACGAAAAAUCAAUAAUAUCGUAUAUCAAUAUGGACUGUGUGAAACACAUUUGAAAUGUUUGAUAAAUAUAUAAAUCCAACUGCGCAACAAUACGACUGUAAAAUUAAAAUGUACAAUUUCGAAUGCAAUUUUAUUGCACCUUGGACGUUUUUGUUAGCGCGUGCGGAUCGGAUGCAUCAGAAUAUUAAAAUUAACAAAACCUGGGAAGAGGAUAUCGAGUAGUGACGGUUGUAGACAAGUUCGAAUUAAAACAUUUCAGUGGUUAAGUAAAGUUCAAUUAACUAUUGGCAGGCUAAAAAAAAAAAAAAAAAAUGUAUGGAAGGAUUCGGGACACCGGUGGUGCAGCCAGAGCGGUGAUUACCUGCAGGUCUGGAUACGUACUGAUAUCCUAUUUACGUAAAAACUGUUUAUUUAAUCUGCAAUUUUACGUGGGGAACCAAUCACCUAUUCACCAAACAGUUUUGAGAUAGUACAAGUCUUCGGAUCUCCCGCCUACCACCUUGAAAAAUUUCCAAACGCGCCACAAACGGUGGCGCAGUUUCAAGUCUCGAAACCCAUGCACUCCUAUACUCCGUCACUAUUUAAUCGUACUCAACCUAAACUUACUAAACGUGUGUAAAUAUAUAUAUAUUAUUUAAUUCGCACGAUCACUAGUUUUUACAGUUCAAAAUGUUUAUUUCCGUUUAAUUAUGGACCUCCCCCAAAUGUUUUUUUCUGUGUACGGGCCUGCCUAAACACCAGCUACCUUUACCGUGGAGCUUUUUCAAUAAAUCAAAUCGUAAUAUUAUAUAUCUUUUCAAACCGAAUCAAUUUAUUGUAGCCGUCGAAAAACCCGAUCUAUAAUUGUUUCGUUUAUAUUACGUACGUAAUGUAAACGAAGUUUUACUAGAUCGGAUUAUUUAUCUAUAUACAUGUACGGAAAUAAAAUUAUUUGUAAACACUGCAGAUUCAUCCAGUUUUGGCACAAUACGUUAUAUUAUCGUCUCAGAAUUGUUUUACUGGUAUUUUUUUUUUUUUUUUUUUUUUUUGUAAGAAAGCCGCAAAUCGGAUAUCGUUGGUUAACAUGCAAAACCACUUAUAUAUUUACUUUUCGUGAAAUAAUAAAUAACCUAUCGGAACGGAUCAACAAUGAAACGUCGUUGUACACAUUUAGAAAUAUGUGUUCUAAUGUUCACAAAGGAAUACUGAUGAUACCAUUAAUAAAACAGUAGCACAAUGGGCACACCCAUCAGCAGUGAUGUUUCCUUUAGAAGAAAAUUUUGAAAGGAGGAUAGUUUUUUUUUUUUUUUUUUAUAUCUGUGCUCAACGAUGAACCAUUGCUAAUGAAAAACGAUUCUGAGCAAAGUACUAUGGUAGUCGUAUUUAUUUUAUUGUUUCCAAGGUAACCAUAAUUAUACAACAAAUGACCAAUUUUCCUAUUUAUUAAGAAAACUACAAGGAAAAUCAAAAAAUAACCUCCCCAAUGCACUAACUAAAAGUUGUCUCUACCAGAAAAUCCCUAUAAAGUUAUUGAUUGGUGCAAGAUUUUAGGUAGAAAAAUUGUUUAUAGGCACAAAAAAAACAUAGUAAUACCUAACCAAUAUAUUUCUUGUUUCGCUCAGAAUAUAAAAUAAAUCAUUACUCUAACUUGUAAGACAAGUGUACGAUGUAUUUUUGUAUACGGCGGCGAAUACAUCGUUUCACUGUUUAAUCGAUGAAUCGCUUAGUUAUUUUAUCGUGAAUAUUUGAAUAAUUUAAAUUCAUAAAUAUAAAAAUAUGUUAAAAAGGGUAGGUGCCUAUAUCUAUGAAGUCGGUGUCAUUCUGUCGUUAUACUCCCAGGCACACCAAUAGACGAAAUUUCGAUGUUAAGCAGAUAAAACGAGUGAAAUCGAAAUACUCUUCUGGUAAAUAUUAAGAGGAAAUGCAUUAUCGAUCGGCGAUUAACCGAUUCUCUUAUCGGACCGGAAAACUCUAUUACUAAAUAUAGUACUCUACAGUAUCUUGCCAAUAAAAUCUAUUCGCAAUAAUCGCGCGUUUCGAUCGCGAAAUAUUAUACUGGCUAAGUAGGUAUACUUUUUUAUUCGCAAGAUUUACAGUAAAAAAAAUAAUAAUAAAGUAAUAAUGGCUAGUGAAUUUUCAGCAUUUGAAAAUACUAGUAUACGUAGUUAACAAUUAUUUGUUAAAAUCUUUAUAAUAUUAUGCAUUACUUCCAAUUUCAGUAAGAGUAUACAGUGAUGGGUGAGAUAAAAGCAGUAAAUAUAAAUCCGUUCACUAUACAGGCGUCGUUGACGGUUCUGAUACUUUUGAUGUCUCGUUCGAAUAGUUUCAAUCCGGAAACGUAUAAAUAUAUAAAUAGGUAUAUAACUGCGGGACAAGUGAUACCGAAAAAAAAACUUGCACAGCGACGAAAUAAAUUAUUUAAACGACACACAAAAAAAUCUGAAAUAGCGAUCACUGAUUUCGAUUGUGAAGUAUUAAGAAAAACAAUCGUCGUCUGAUUAGAUAAUUUAAGUUCGACGUAAGUUUUAUUUAAUUUAAUAUUCGGUUUUUUUUUCACUUCCAGAAUUUCAAAGCGAACGAAAUGUCCGUUUUAUAUAUUUUGUACUAAAAAAUUUUAAUUACGCGCAUCGUUAUCGUAUAUAACGUGUAAUCGAUUUAGUCGCCAAAUAAUUAUCCCCAUUUCAUCGACGUUAAUCGGAAGGUGUAAACUGUUUUUAGAUCCAUGUAAUGGACACACAUUUCAUCUGUUUCGCGAAUCCGUAAAAAAUGACGGGAAUAUUAUUCGAUUGUGUUUUUUUUUUUUUUUUUUUUUUUUUGUAAUUCAGUUUAAAACUACGAGUAAUCGUAGAGACCUGAGAUUUUCACAAAAUUCUUAUAUUAUAGCUCUUUCUGGAAACCGUACGAUUUUUAAAAUAUUCUGACAGUUUUUAAAUUAUUCAUAACUAUUUUGAAUUGUUGAAUUUGUACUCGUACAUGGUUUUUAUAUGAGUAACGUUUGUUUGUUCCAAUAAAACCGCUCAAAAAUUGAAAAUUAUUUAUGCGUGAAUAAGCAAUUAAAGUUGAAGACAUUCAUUGGUAGGUAAUAAUACAAUAUUACUAUAAUCAUAGGCAUGCACUUGAGUCAUUUAUAAUAGACACUCAAAUAACUACUUAAUUGUGUCAUAAUUAAAUUUCGUAUUAAAUAUUAAAAUUUACGAAAUACAUGUUUUAAUUAAAAAUCUAUUUUUUUUUUUAUAAAAUUCUGAUAAUGAAUCGAAUACCAUUGUUGAUAAAAAUUAUUAAAAAAAAAAAAAAGAUUAACAAGUGUACAAUUGUAAAUCCCCAUACUGAACAAGAGAAUGUUCUGAUAAAAUAAAAUUACGAGAAUGUGAAUUUAGGUUCGUAUGUAGUCUUGUAGCUAUUUUUGUGGUUCCGGUAAUCUGUAUAUGCGAUAAAUGAUAAUAUAAUACCAACGCUCCCUCCCCCUCGAAAUUUUCCUCUGUGUUGGUCUUUGUUAAAAUUAUAUAGAUUGUGCUAGAUUGUACCAAGAUUGUACUCUUGGCCACUAUUUCAGUUAAACAGUCACUAAUUGUAGUUAUCCAAUUGUCAAUACGAAACCAACCGUACUUACCAAACCGAAUGAAUACUUCAUUACAGAAAUAAAAACCUAGGCUAACUAUAAUUUUGGACGUAAAAUGGGUUUAGUUAUUCGGGUUUCUUGACGUACAUUUCGCCCGACUACAUUUUUAGGACUUUGGGGCCACUAUGGUGCACCUAUAGUCUGUAGGUAUACGAACGGGGACAUUUUUUUUUUUUUCUGCUGAGAAUCGUAAAUAGUUCAUUCUUUCUAUGAAUAGAUCAGCAUUUUAUUUUUGUUACUUCUGACACUUAUUUAAAUGAUUUAUUACUAUUACAAGUGUAAUGGAAAUUUUAUUCGUGCAUUUAUUCAAGUGCCAAAAAUAUCAAAUAAAAAAAAAUAAAAACAAACGCUUGGCUUAUAUCCACGGGAAACGUUCACGAAAUUGCAAUAUGGACUUUGAUAUCACGUGACAUUUUCCCGAAAAUUGCGCCUUUAAAAAUAUCUAAACGAACGUAGGUAAAUAUUGUUAUUCUAUUACAACCCAUCUUUAUAGGGACGCAAUAAAUUUACAAUCUAUAUACAUAUAAAAUCCAAAUACCACCGACUCACUAUGUAUCUCAAAAACUGCUCAACACGUACGCACUUUAAAUUUGGAAUAGUGGUUUCUCCAAUACUUUCACCGUGCAAUAAAACAGAAUUUUUGAAAAUUGAAGGGGGUGAAACAGGGGUUUUUAUGUAUAUUUGGUACGGAUAUCUAAUUUAUUAUUUGUUUAAUUUUGUUUAUGCAAGGGUUACAUUGGUGUUACGAAAACGAAAACUAUUAUAACGAUAAUAAUAAUAAUUACAAUUGUUAUUACUAUUAUUUGCACUAUUAAAAUUCCACAAUAGAGCACAUUUAGUCCUACUCACUUCCCAUCUAUUUGUUUUCGGUCGAUUCUGACACGGCCAAAACCAAUAAUUAAUAUUGGUAAAAUAAUAACAAUAAAAAUUGACACGGGGCAACGUCGGGCGCGGGACAGCUAGUUAGGCAUAAAGAAACCGAUUAACACUGUUUUGCGCAUAUUUUUUCAUCCAGCUCUAUAUGAGCGGCGAAUACUCGUUCGAGAUUAACGAUAAACGACGAUUGACGUUUAACAUAAAAUUAUACACACUGGUACGUCACGCCGCUGCAGUAUCGCAAUAAUAUGCACGUCCCGUCUUACGAUGAACCUCCGAAAUUUAAUACACCACGCGACACCCUGUAGUUCGUGACGGGCGAACAUAAUAAUAUUUUAUCGAUUUGUUUUCGACACUAUAAGUGCGUUGUUAUAUAAAUGCGAACGAGUGAAACGGUACAGUGAUACAAUUUAAUGGUCGGUAUCCAUUUAUAUUGAUGGAUUUAUUUAUUAGACAUAAGAUGUUUGUUAUUUCGAGUAUACGUAAAUACAAUCCGAAUGAAACCGAUGAAUAAACGCCCCGUAAAUAUUUAGUUCUAAUGAUGGGCCAAGUUGCGAACACUCGCGUAACACUUCAAAAACGUCAAGUUUUUUUUAAAAAUUAUAACGGUUUUAAAAGCGAAUUAUUCAAUUGUAAUUAUUGUUGUAUCGUGCAACAACGACGGAAAUUUUUUUCACUACAAUUUUUGGUCGUUUCUUUUUUUUUUUUUUCCAUAAUAUAAACUAAGUACUCAAAUCCCAUAAGAAAUAUAUUUAUAUAAUAUGGCUUUCCGAACACUGGGCGUAUUUUAACUAUCGAGUAUGGCUCAUAAUAACAUAAAAACAGUACAACUCUAAGAAUACGUAUUUUUUUUUUUUUUUGUCCCUUGUAUCCCAUGAGACUUUAAGUCGUAAAAAAUGCGCAUCGAUAAAAAGAAAGCCGUUCUUUAAAUUUUAAUUACUCGUCGUAUUAUGCGACGAACGUUUCCGUCUCUGUGUAGAUUGGAUAUUAUAUUAUUGUUGUACGCGGUAUAUGAAAUUGUCACGAUCAUUUCUUAAGCGAUUAUAUUCUAACGAAUUUAUGAUUUGCCAUUGUGUAUAUUAAUCAAUGCGAAAAUCUCACUGAGAAAUGUUAUUUAUCCGAACUUAUAGUUCUACCGACUAUUAUAAUACGCAAAUAGGUUAGGUUAGGUGUGACAUAAAGUGAGAUUUUUCAUAUUAUAUAUGUCAUUAUGGAUUGCGUAGACACCACAAUUAUUGUUGGGGACAAUUACGACUUGUUUUUUGCUGAAUAUCAAACUUAGAAUAUAAAUUAAAAACUAAAUACUCGAUAAAAAAAAUACAGUUUUUUAUUUUAAUUAUUAUAGAUAUAUUUUAAUAAAGAUAAUGUGUUUCCAAUGGGGGUUUUUUUUUACAGUUAUUUUUUAGAAAUCCAACCACAAACAAUUUAAAUAAAAUAUGAAUUAAUUAAUGCAUUUACAAAUUCUUAAUCGUAAAACACCACGUAAUCGUCAAACCCAAAACAAUAAGCGGUAGCUGUUAUUAUUUUUAGUUAUAAUUAAACUUGAGUAAUUAUUUUUCCAAAUGAUUUAUUUCUUAUUUUCGCACUUAAAUAAUACGAGGUGAGGAGAUAUUUCGUUGAAUAAUUUAUUAUUCACACUGCACACACUAUAUCGCAAUGUUUCAAAUAAAUUGUAUUGUAUGAUGUAACAAAAAAAAAAGAGAGCUGAUACUGGGGAUGGGAGCGGCGUCUGUUGUAGGUGAGAAGCUAGGGAAGGUAGGAUACAUAAAGUUAUUUCAUUUAAACCUGUAAGCAACGAUAUAAACCAUUGCCUGACGAAAAACGAUUCCAAGCGCAGUUUGUUAAUACAUAAUUUGAAGUGUCGUAUUUUUUUUUCGCAAUUUUCAUUUGAAUUUGAUUUCAAAACGCUUAUUAAAAAAAAAAGUCGUGCGAAGAUUUUGGAAAUUUUACUACGUCUAGGUAAGUCCAAUAUAAGUAUUAUUAUCAAGUUUCAAUUCUCUACAUCUCUACGUGUAUUUAUAAUAGAAUUAUAGCAAAAAAAAAUCUCAAAAAUUAAAAUUACUUAGAAGCUCAAAAGUGGCUCAAAAAUGUUGGCGAUGAUAUUGUAAAAAAUUAAACCAAAAAGGCAACAAAUAAGGAGUAUUGCGAUUUUUCAAUUAAAUCAUUUUUUCUGGUAGAAAACGUCGUCCGUGUUUUUAUAAAUUAAUGAAAUCGUGAAAUUGUACGUUUUCCUACGUUUUUUCCCACUUAAGUGCUUUGAGAAAAGUUGCAACACCUAAAAAACGGAGUAAGUUUACUAGGAAAAAACGUGUCCACAGACUAGAAGAAAAAAAAAUAAACAUCUUAGUAAAACAAAUGGCUCGCUGGCUACGCUCGGAAUCUAAAAUGAACAUUUAAUGUGUUAUUGUUAAAAGUUAAGGUAGUAAAAUAAUGUUUGGAUUUUAGAAAAUGAAUAAUAAUUUAACAUUAGUACUUCAUAUAGGACUUGAUGUUUUCUUUUGUGUAGUCCAUUUUAAUAAAAAAAUCUGAAACUUCUAAAAUAGACAACGUACGUACCUAUAUUUUGUAUACAAAUUUUGUAAAACUUUACACAUUUCCGUAUUCUGAACUAAAAUGUAUAUACAAUAUUAACAUAUAUACUUCGCACCAUGGGUAGAUGGCAGCACUAUGGCAAUAGUUUGGAAGGUGGGAUACAUAAGACUAAAAAUAUGUUUAUGAUUUUAUACCAUAUAUCAUUUAGUUUAUACUUACGAUAAAUCAUUGUAAACAAAAGACGAUUCUGAGCGGAGUAAUAUUUAAGUGUUUUUUUCUUGUGUCCAAUAGAAAGAUAAGAUAUAGAAAUUGAUAAAAAUUUAAAUUCCUAAAAAUAAUUCAUAAGGUGUCAACUGUUGCAAAAUGUCGAUUUAUGUUUCAAAUAAAGUACCAUAGAACAGAUUUUUCUGUUUUUUUUUGGAAAAAUACAUUCGUUUUUGUAAAAAGUGUUGAAAAUAUCAAAAAAUAUUUCAAAUAAAAAUUGUAAUAGAACAGUAAUAUUGUAUGAAAUAUUAUAAGUUAUAUUUUAAAACUUCUAUUCUCGUUUCUUCAAAAUUGAAUCAGUUAACUAUUACAUUAUUUCUUUUCCUUUUUUUUUUCUUUCUUUUUUCACUAUAUGUCUGUCAGCAGACCAUGCGAUGCUCUAAAACUUUUAUGUAACCUUCUCUGUAGAUUUUAAAUUAAUCGCAGAUGGUACUUUCUAUAUAGAUUAUUUUUAGUAUUUCACAGUAGUUCUCCGUAAAAAUCAUUUAAAAGACAAUAUGCUUCAGUUUCUAUCUAAAAUAUAUUAGCUCAUAAAUUAUCGUACAUGGUAAUUUUUUUUUUUAUCGACAUUUAAAAUAAAUUUAUAAUAAAAGAACAUUUUUAAAAGAUUUUUUUUUAUACUGUGUACAGCAAUUCUUCUAAAAAUCUUGCUCCGAUAUGUAUGCGCGACACCAUUUCUGAAAGGAGAUAUUGUCUAAAUGGUACCUUAGGAAGGCAUUUUUUGAUUUUUCAAGCGGUUUUCAUAAUAUCUGGGUAAAAUCAAGAUAAAAUGUCAGAAAAAAUGGAAAAUGUACGAAAUAUAAAUAGGUAUAAAUAAAAACAUGUUAUGAUGUUUUUUUUUUUUCUAUGUACAACAUUUCAACCAGCAAUUUUACUCCGAUUUACAAUGAUAGCACUUUUUCUUAAAGGAAAUCUGACUGGAGAGGUUCUUUAAAAACAUCAUUUUUCGAUUUUCCCAAGAGUUUUUCCAUUUAAUGUGAAAAAUCGGGGGGAAACAUGGGAGAACCGGGGAAAACGCAGGAAAAACAGCAAAAUCAAUACAAUAUUAAACAAAUAUUAUUAAAGAAAACAUAUAAAGUAUGAAAAAUAUUCGAAUUGGUUUAUAUACAUACGCGUUACGUUCAGGUACACGGAUAUAAGAAGACGUAUGUUAUAAUUAUCUAGAAAUAAGAUCAAUAAUACACGGUUAUUUUGUUAAAUACUAUCAAAUAUCUUCAAAACUACCGUUAAAAAACUUCUCGUAAAUAUUACUUAAAAAAACUUAAAGUUAUUUCAAUAAGCUUAAUUGUAAUUGAUUUAUCGUCUUUCCAAAACUUUUUUGUCUUUAUGCAAAACUUUUUAAACGAUAAUACAUUAUCGUUUUGACCUUUUCUCCAAUAAUCAAAAAUCUAUGUUACAAUAGAGGUAAUAUACUCUAAUUGAUUUAUCAUCCUUCCAAAACUUUUUAAACGAUAAUACAUUAUCGUUUUGACCUCAUUCUCCUAUAACCAAAAAUCUAUGUUACAAUAGAGGUAAUAUACUCUAGUAAAUUAAUAAAUUCCUCGUAAAAAAUAUGUAUAGGAGCCUAAUAAUAAUUGAUUAGUAUACGCGUUUCGUACAUAUCUUUAAAGGCAAAGAGAAUUUGUGGUACACAUUUACCGAUCCAUAAUAAGAUAUUAUAAAUAAUUUAAGACAAAUUAUAAAAGCAUACGAAAAUGUAUAUUUCAGGCUUUUCAGCCAUUAAACCUGAACAAAUAAUAUUGCCAACAACGUUGUCGAAAACAAAAAAAAUACAGUCUGUAAUUUUUGUCUCAAUCUAGAAAAUAUUCGUAACUAUGAAGGAAAAUAUUAUAAUAAUUAAUCGUUUAAAAUAUACGCGUUGGUAACAAUUUUAAUGAAAAUUAUAUUGUGUAUAACAUGCGAAAACAUUAUAUGGAAUAGGAAACACAGUAUCAUCGCCAAAUAAAUUUAGCCAAUACGACCAGAAACAUAACAUUACACGAUAAUAACUCUUAUAACAUAUUACACUUCAUGUGUAUUUAGAAAGUUGACAUACAAACAUAAUAAUAAUGAUGUUUGAACUUUGUUGUGUGAACAAAUAAAAUACUAAAAUUAAUCGGCGUUAACACAUAUUAGUUAAUUCGUUUAUUUAUUUUACGGUUUUUUAUGAUUUUUUUUUUGGCAUAUAAAUGACCACGGGGAAAAAAUGACUUCAGGCACGUAUGUUUCUCUUGAAAAAUGUAAACACUCGACCUGAUACUAUAAUAUAUUAACGCAAUCGCAUCGUUUCGUUGCAGGUCCAUACCCUUAUAUCCAGUAUCGAGUUCAGGCUCAGGGAUUUGUCGAAUACAUUCAGGCGGGAUCAACAAGUGGAAAGGAUUAACAACAGAAUAGACAUGAUGUUCAACAAGCUCAGUAAUUUAGAAGUGUCCAACGGCAUAUGGUUCGAUAAGUUUCAACAGGUAUUUGUCUCGUGUAUUUUAUCAUCAAGGUAACGUCAAUGGUAGUUUUUUAUGCGUCUGAUGGGUAAUUAAAUAUAGAAAUAAUGAUCAUAGUAAUAUGAUAGAUGUGGUACUGUUCGAUAUUCUCGACGAAAAAAUAUUAUUAUCGAAUGCUGUUCAUAAACCUAUACAUAAGUACUUUUACCGACUUAAACGCUCAACGCCUAAGCAAAAAAAAACUAAGAUAAUAAAACAGUGUUUACUAUAUUAAUUUAUUUCACUCGAAAAUGUGCAAACGAUAAAACUUUACACAAAGUAAGAUUAUUUUUUUUUACGAGUUUAUUGAAAAAACUUAAUUAAUUUACGAAAUCAUCAUUUAAGUAUAUUAUCGUCAAUGUAUCUAGAAACAAUACUUUUGGAUGGGCGAUAUCCAGUGCAUAAAUUCGAUUCGUACAUAAAUAUUCGCAACGCGGUUCAAUGUUCAUAAUUAUUGAAACGCCUACGUAAUUACAGAAAAAAAAUAAUAUAAAGCUGACGAAAAUGUUUUCGAACGUAUAAUUUCUAAUCGGGGGCAUAGUGGCGUGUAUCGCAUAUCACAAAACAUAUUUAUGCGUCAGCUCGAUUAUAAUGAAUUCAAAGAAUAACAGUAAUUAUUGAAUUAUUUGUUGAUUAUAAAAAAAAAUCUAUUUUUCAGGGGAAAUUAAGCGCCAAUAUUAUUAAUACUGUUAUAAUCGUGUUCACGGAAAAUAUUAUUUAAUAGAUGCAGGAUAAUACAGGAUAAUUUUAUUUUUUCGCGAUCCGACUAUUAUUUCAAAAUUUUCAAAUACAAGCGAUAUUGGUUUAUAUCUGCAAUCAUUAUAUUAUGGAAUAAUAGUUUUACUUAUUUACAUAUAGUUUUCAAACUCGUUUCGUAUAUGUGUUUUUUUUUUUUUAAAAUUGCAACAACAGAUUUGAUAAUAGAAUAUGUAUCAACAUAUUUGGACGUACAUAACAGGAAAAUAUUCCGAUUUGUUAUAAAUAUUUGAUAAAUCGAUAGGCAAUAAUCAUUUUAAAGUAUAAAGAGUGAUGGCAAAAAGUUGAAAAAAGUUUGGAAAUAAAGCUUAAGCAAUUCAAUAAUUAUCGGAGGGAGAGGAGGGGGAAAUAGAAAUGUACGAAUUUACCGAAUAUACUCCAAGAAAUUUAUUGGAUCAGAUAAAAAAAGAAUUACCCUAGCUAUACUAUAUACCGCACGAAUCGAAUAUAUUAUUAUUAACAACAGCGUGGGUGAAAUUUCAGUCGGUGAUGGAGGAAUGCGGCCCAAACCACUUGACCAGACGUCUGGAUAAGGCACAGCAGCAUCUGGAAAUCACAUUAGAGCACAUAGAAACCACUCUCCAGACUGUGCAAAAUCAUCAGGUACGCAUAUUAAUAAAAUAUAAAAUCGUUGGAGAGUUUUUUUCUCCUUCGCCCACGUCCUCUCUCUCUCUAAAGUACAAUACCUACAUCAUAAUUCACAUACGUGGGUAAGAAAAUAUAAAAUCGAAAACUAUAAAUAAAAAGGUAAAAUUAUAAUAAUAAUAUCAAUGUAUGAUCGCGACAACAAAACGUGAACGCAACUAUCGAAAUUCCUUUUAGCCAUUACAAAUGCAUUUAUAGAGCGGCAACCUUUGGCAUUGCAAUCGUGUGGGUGGCCGGGCGGGCGAGAGAAGAAAUAUAACUAGCUGGAAACAUUGACGUUUGUAUAUUAUAAUCUGCUGCAGUCGGUCUCUUGCAGACGGCUGGCAAUCGGCCAAAGAUGAAACGAAAACGAUUUUUUAACGAACCAUCUCGUCCGUUUUGGAAUAUAUAUAUAUAUAUAUAUAUAUAUGUUACAGAAAGAACUGGAGAAAGAAAUUAGAAAAGUGGCUGACAGACAGACGGAAUUGUCCGCGGAGAUUCAGACCAUGAGAAAAGACAUGGGUUCCGAGUUUGACAAACACAAUUCAAGUCAGAACAUCUUCAGGAAACAGUUACAAGUAAAAAAAAAAAAAAAAACAAAACCAAAAACCCUUUAUAUAGAACCAGAUAGACAUUUUCAAAUAAUUAUCAUUUCUAAGAAACUAUACCGCUCCCCUUGGUAUGAACCUACACCUCAAUAUUUUUUUAUUUUUUUAAAUCAAACCGUCUAAUAAUAAAUAUUUGUUUAAUGUAUGUAAAAUAAUAAUAUGUUAAGUACCUAUGCUAUACUAGUGUAGAAUUCAAAUUAAAACGUAUAUUUAAAGAUGUAAUAGCUCGUUUUUAAAAUUAAUAUUCUUACGAGUACCUGCUUACUUCUAAGAUAUUUUAAUAAUAAUAAUCAACAUUACACUAGCACAUCAACAACACCAGCACUACACUAUUAUUUAUUUUUUACUAUCGGUUCUUCUUCGAGGAAGCAACGAUUUGAAGAAAAAUUAAAUUUUUAUUUUCAUCCCCUAAACACAAAAAAAAACUUUAUUUAUUCACUUUAGAAAAUUUUCAAAAUAACCAUUUUAAAAAAAACAUUAUUCUUAAAAUGUUAAUGUAUCAUACAUUCAUAUCCGAUUGAUAUAAAUAUAGCCGUUUUAAUGUCUAGAAAAUAAGCGUGAAACAAUAAAUAUUCAAUAGAACAUAAAGAAUUACCGUGCUAAUUUGAAAUUUUUUGUAUACUAUUUUUUUACAAAAUGGUUAUUUUGAAAAUUUUCCAAAGUAAAUAAUUAAAGUUAUAAUUUUUUUUUUAGUUUUUUGUUUUGGGGAUGAAAAUAAAAAUUGAAUUUUGCUCCAAUCGAUGUCCCCGAAGACAAAUCACCUGAAAACUAAAAACUGAAUAGUUGAGAAGGUAAUUUAAUGUAUACCUGUAAGCAACGAUAAACUAUUUCUAUUAAAAGACGAUUUCGAACAAAGUUCGUUUGAUUAGUAAGGCAAUAAUAUUUACAAUUUUCUUCAAGAUUUCUUAAAACCAUUCUAAAAAAAAAAAAUGUCCACAUUACACUACUUCAUUGCCCACAAAGUACAACAUUUAUGGAACCUCUUAUUAAAUUUUCAAGCAUUUCAGUUUAACCUAACAAUCGUAUCCACAGAGUACCUAUCGAAUAAAAAUUACGUAAAAAAUUCGAAAAAUUAAAAUAUCUAUAAAUAGUUCAGAAAAGAUCAAAUGUUUUAAAAAUUUGACCACACCUGAAAAAAGCAAAUAUAACCUUUCUGUCAAAAUUUCACGACUACGGGUAUUUUUAACUUUAUUACAAAAAAAUUAUAAUAACCUCUCAAUCCUCUUACUAAAUAAAAUUUCCUUUCAGACAAGAUACUACACUUGAUACAUCGCGCAUCAGAGUAAGUUUUCUGUUUGAAAAGUUGUUCAGAAACAAAAAAAAAAAAAAUACACAUCAUAUUACUAAAGCCAAUAGAUCCCUCGUUACGUUCCGAAAUAAAAUUAUAAAAUUAGCAAGUUAAAUAUUAUGUUGUCUAUAAAAAUGUUAAAUUAAAGUAAUAUUUACGGAAAAUUAUACAUAAUAUACAAGAUUUAAAACCGCACACCUUGACAUGCAAAAGCGCGAUAAAUAGAAUAUUUUGUGUACUAUAAAAUAUAAUUUUUUUUUUAAUUUUUACUCAUGUGUCUCUGAUUCAGUUAUUUUUUUUUAUAGGAAACGGUUACAAAUCUUUCUCAGCAUACGAAAACCGCGGAAAAAUCGUUGAGUACCUGUUCGUGCAAUCAAAAUGACGAUCCCCUUCAAUUUCCGGAUACGAUGACUAUUAAUAAACUGGCAACAACGGUACCCCGUCUCAUUAAUAUUAUCAUAUUAUUUAUUAUAAUAAAAUAUACAUCAAUGGGUAUUUAAAUGGCGUCUGCAUUUUGACAUGUCAUUCUUUUGCAUACAUUCCCCGAUGGUUAUUAGAAUACGAAUGGAUUUUUCAAAAUUACAAACACUAACAAAUUAAUAGCAAAUAUUAUACAAUAUUAAACAGUAGUUAAAUUAUAAGGGUGGGAAGGGAGUGGAGGGGGAUAAAAUCUCUUUCUUAUAUAAGAUAAAAUUAUACGUCACAUUUAAUUUAAAUCUUCAAAGUCGGGAGGGAGGUAGAAAUGCUUAAGUUAUUAUUACUGGAGUAUGUUUAAUGAAAUUUUAAAACCGAAUUAGUUUUAUUACGAAUUAAUUCUUUAACACCUAUUGGAUUAUGCAUAAUCAGACUAUAUUUUACUUAUUUUUACAUAACCAUAUGUAAAGGAUAAUAUUUUGGUGGAGAGGAGUGUUUUUAAAUCAUAUCAUACAUCAUACAAUUUGUAUAAUUUGUAAAGAAAAACAUUUCAGAAGUCUUGUCUUCACUUUUGGUUUCCUGAAAGUUUAGUUGGGUUGAGUUAGUUAUUGGGAAUGCCUAUCAUUUUUUUUUUUUUUUUUAUGGUAAAUACAGUACUCCUUCAAAAUUAUUUCCCCUUUAGCCAUUGAUAUUAACCGUUAUAGUUAAUUUAUAUUGUGUAUCAUCAUGUAUAGGUUAACAGUAUGUAUAACGGACUCAAAGACAGAUCGGACGACAUGCACAUCUUACUCAAAGAAUUAGUUGAAAUUACAGAUAAGUAUCGCCGGAGAUUGGAUUCGGAUAGACAUGACGUGAUCACCGAGUUUUUGAACAGUAAGAAUACAUAGAAAUAAAUAGAAAUAUUUGAGUUUAUCGGAGAGAUGACGAAAAAGAAAUGAUUAUGAUUAUGAUUUAAUAAUCAUAAACUAUACAUUGUUUUCCUUUUGCAAUUAAUUUUGUUGUUUACUCAGUUUUUAAUGUAUCGUUGUAAAUCUAUGAUUUAUACUACCGUUUUACUGUCUACUGCAUUACCUUUUUAGUUUUGUAUCCUUUUUAUUUUUAAUAUUGCGGUCAUUAUUAGGUGUAUGUACACAAAUGAAUUAUGUUUAAUUCCAUUGUUUAGAUUUUUUAGUUAACAUUUCUAUCGGUAAUUUGCCGUGUAAUUUAGAUGUCUGAUAAUUUCCCUACAUUCAUAUUUUUCGGUAUACUUUAUCGAACAUGAUUGUGAUCCUAGCUUUGCUCUUAAAUAUUGAAUAAUAGUGUUGUUUAUUUUUAUUUAUCUAUAUUUUACAUUGUUUUGAGUUUUUAUUUUUUAAAAUAACGCUUUAUGACUUUACUGGAGAUUAUUGUUACUGAUUAUAUUGUUCCUAGUUUCUGUGUGGAGUAUUAUAAAAUAUGUUAACAAUGCGUUGCACUAUGUUUGAAUUUUGUGGGGGAAAAAUCAAAAUUGCCCGACAAAAAGAUUUACCGUUACUCGAUAUUUUAUCAUUGUGUUUAUGCCGUUAUUAGCUAACGAGAACAGAGUUACUGAGGGCAAAAUGUCUUAAUAUGUUCAAUUAAUAUUAAUUUUGCUGAACCUUAAGAAGACGCGUUAAGAAAAAAUGAGAAGAGCUUUAGGACAUUUCAGAAUUAAUCUUACAACCUCGCCAGACUUUCAACAAAUAACAACAAUUUUAUAAUAAAAAAAAAUGAGUUUUAUAAAAAAAAAAAAAUAGUAUUUUUUUUCCAAAUUACUACCAACAGUAGUAAGGGAUCUUUUUUCACAAUACUUUUCCAAAAAAAAAAGUAUUUUACGAGGUCCCAUUUAACGAAAUAUUACUAUAAUUAUAAAAACAAAAAUUGAUGCGAGAGUUACGUUAGUCAACGGAGUAUUUGACUUAACGUGGUGAAAGUCAGGGUUUCGUUUGACCAUCACGUGUUAUAAACAUGUCGAAUACAAAUUAUAUACAAAUCUAAAAUACAAACUAUUCUAAUCGCAGGUUUCAUAGAACCGGUUGUCGGAGAGAUAACGAUGAUUCAGAAAAAAUCCGAAAACGAACUCGAAGCUAAGUUUAGAGAGCACUUGCAAUUGCUCAUCGACGGGCAAAACUUGUUCAUGGACAACUGUCACCGAUUGCAAUCGAACGAACGGCAAAUCGAGAAUGACAUGAUACUCAUACUGGAACGGAUAUUGGACCACAUCGAUAACAAGUAAGAAUGACCUAAUCCUACCGAUCUUAUACGGAGUUGGGCGCAAAUACCUAUAGAACAACGUUACAUCCUAUAUAUAUAAUAAAGGCUUAUUAAAACCAAAUUAUAAGAGUUUCACCUAUUACGAGUAUGAAUGAAGAAUUUGAUCAAAUUUGAUUGGCAAAACAAUUAAGAUAUAAACAAUCAUGCAAAUAGACGGUAAUAUUUUUCUUACGGUCUAUUUUUUACAGUCUACAUUUUUCUUAAAUAUUUAAAGUUCUGUACUGUACACUGAAAAUAGUAUAGGCAAUCGUUCGAUUUAUCAAACUUUAUGAUUUUUAGCUUUUAACUCUUAAGACUAAAAUUUUAACUCCCAAGCCGAAUAAAAAAAUGUUAUUAUAAAAAAGUUGAAUUGAUGAAAUGUCAAUAGUUUUUCUUUGCCUGUUAUUUUAAAACAUAACCGCGAUACUGCAUGCAGAUAGAUAAUAAUACACAAGCAAUCAAAAUGUUUCAAACAUAUCCGUUUCACGGUCUUUAAACAUUAUUGCUUAUAAAAAUAAUAAAAAUGGCGCUAUGCACAGAAACAAUAGCUAUUCUUCAAUAGGUAACAUUCUAUAAGCUUCUAUAAACCCCGGUCGUUUCCUGUUAUUCUCGAUUAUAUUAACUUUUCCGAGGUGUUUACUACCACGCCUUUAGAAAAUACAAUUAAAACGCACGUUUACGAUUCACUAAUAUUGCCUGCCCUGCAGCCGUCCAUCCUGUGUAUAAUUACCAUGUAUGGGCGUAUAAUCUCGUCUCUACCAAAAAUUGUAUUCAUUAUAGUUGUCGUUAUACAAGACAUUAUAUAGACAACUAUAUGCUCGCUGUUCUCCAUGCGAUAUUUGAACGGAGAGUUGAUUAUACGUUGGUAAAAAAUAAAUGAUUUCACUCGCCAUUACCCUAUACGGUGCGGUACCUAAUCGUGACCGCGUGUUUUAGGAGCACGUCCGAUAGCACGACUUUGGAACAAAUAUCGAAAACGUUGAAGACUCAGAGUAGCCGAGAGGAGAAAAUGUUCACGGAGCUCUCGGAACUCGGCAAGACGCAGUCCGACCAGGUGGCCAGGACUGUGGCAUACUCCACCAAUCAAGUUUUGAAGUUACAUCAGGAUCUAAUGAACAUUUCCAACGCACUAAUGGUCGGCGGAGGUGGUCCGUGCAACACGGCGACGAUUACAGCAGUCAGUAUAGUAUUAUUACAAUGCACCUAUAAUUUAUAUUAUUAUAUGGUCGUACAAUCGUCGUGUACGGCCCCAUAGGCCCCAAAGAUACGCACGUAUUAGACUCCACAUAAAAAAUCACCGGUAAGAUAGCUGGUUCAAAUAUGCGGGCUUUCCGGGGGAAAAAAUGUGCGGUAACAGAGGUUAAAACGUCGCUUUAGAAAUUAAAUAUUUAUCAUUGAUUAUAAUAUUUAUCGCGCGUAUGACCGUACGUAAAAAACGAGUUGUUCGGAAAAUAAAUUCGAGUAUUCGUGCAAAACGAAAUACCUAUUAUCCAACUACUUAUAUAAUAUUAUACCGUAAAGCCGAAUUUUAUAAUUUUUAGAUGGAUAAUAAACUAACGAACGAUUUUCCCUCGGCAACAACAACGGCCUGCGUCCGAUAUUUUCAUAAUUUUAACGUUAAAAACAUAAUGGUUCGUAAUACCGUUGAUAACAACAUUAAUAAUAAUAAUAAUAAUAAAAUAAUCGGGAACUAUAUAUUACGCACAGUAUUGUGAUACAAUGUGACUUGUAUAUUAUACAAAAUAGUUACCUAUAAGCGAACGAAAGUUGCCAUAAAAUAAAGUUAGCCGCUUUCCGUUGCGUAUAACACAUACGUCGGUUCGAUAGAAUUACAAAACUGUACGUCUUUAUUUAUUUAUUAUAGAAUAUUAUACGCCAACCAUCAGUAAGUUACGAGUAAACGAAUCGAUUAAGCAUGACAGUUGAUAACAUAACAGAUUCUGAAUAAGGUGGUAAACAAUAGGCGUGUUAAUUUUCCGUGAACAGUUUGCUGCUCACAUUGUUCGCUGUACUUGAUUGCAAUAACGACAAAACGUUAUGUUUACUGUACAAUAGUUCACCAAUGCACGACCGGCGAUCGGAGACAGUGAACGUAGCUUUCAGUACACUCAGUUUUGAAACAAUCGCAAUAAAUAAUGCCGUAAACCGCCCAAUAAUAGUACACAGUACAAGACACGAAAAUAACAAAAAUCACAUUAGAUCCACCGAUCUAUAAGUAACAUUUGUAAGGGGCGAUUGUAAUUGUCCAAAAAACAGAAUGGAGUUUGAUUGCUAAUGGCGUGUGUAGAAACUUUAAAUAAAACACGGGAGCAUGGGUCGGGUGCAUCCAAUGAAUUAUUAUUAAAAAGCGCGUAAAUAGACCGGGGAGUCGAUAAUUCGAUAUCGUUACGACACAUGUGACGUAUACGACGUAUAUGUAUAAUUGAAGAGCCAUGAUACCCGCAUGAGUCGUCUUCGUCUUACGAACGUACGACACGAGAAAUUUUGGUACAGCAGGGAUAACAUUGCGCUGCUAGUUUUAAUAUAUUAGAGUGAAUUGACCCAUCAUCAAGCUUAAAGAUAAGAACAUUAUCCGUGCAACGUCGGUGCUAGUUUUAAAAUAUUGUAUUUUUUUAAGAUAAAUAUGUACGUAUUUUAAAUAUUGUAAUUGUUCAAAUGCUUAUUUCUCGCGCGUAUCACGUCCUCUUAAGAAUAUGACUUAACAUUCGAGUAUUGAUUAUCUACAAUAAAACGAUUCGCCUUUGUGUUACUGCCUUACGGUAAAACACCGACAAAUAAUGAAUUUUGAUCUACUCGAUCCAAUGUAUGCGAUGACUGGAAACGGGCCUAUCGGCAUGAUUGGUUUGAAAUUGCAAUACAGUCAUAGUAAAAUACCGACGCGUGUACGUGCGUGAGGUGUCAGAUACGAGUAUGGUGUAAACAAAUCUGAGCCGUUAGUGUUUAAAAAAAAAUAUAUCUGUAGUAAGUAUAGUUUGAAUUAAGUAGCAUUAAAUAACGAGUUUUUUAUUUAAUUUUAAAUUUAAUAUAAUAUUGUGUUCGAAAAAGCCGGGUGGUUUUUAAAUUAAUUAAUUCUGCGACGUAUACGCUUACUUAAAUCUCGACACAAUAUAAUAACACAAUUUUAUUAUUUUUUUUUUUUCAUACGAUUUAAAUGUUGUGAUAUUAGGUACGAUAAUAUAAUAUAUUUCCGAGCAAAUCAAAUACUUAAUCUUCAGUAAUAUAAGUACGAUAUGUAUGCAUAUUAUCUAUGGCCUUGUCUGUAACUAAUAAAAUAUAUUGGAAAACUAUAAUAUUAGUUUUUAACCAUACAUAUUUAGGUAUAAGUAACUAACCUAAAUAUUUUAAAUUGACUUGUUUUUAUUUUAACGCAAGAAUAAAACGAUCUCUACAUUUUUACUAAAACCUUAUUUAUCCGGUAUCAAUAAUUUAAACCGGUAAUUACCCGGAUCCAACCUUGGUCAAUGUCAACGUUACCAAGACGUCACACGCAUUAUAUAGUUUUGUGAACACUAUUCUCGCUUAUUUCGUAUCGAUUAUAUUGCGUUACGUAUUUUUUUCUUGAAAUAAUUUAUAUAUAAGUAGGUACAGUUCAUUUAAAUGCGUUUGGAUAAACAUUAAAAUAAUACACAUGUGUACAUAAAUAGUAAAUGACUCAAUGCGUAAAAAUAAAAAGUGGUAAGAAAAAGGGGAGUCAUAACUUCGAAGGGAUUUAAAUGGACGUUAUUUCGAGAACCGCUGUCUCGCGGUUAAAUUUAAUCGGCGCGCGUAAAAACAAAAACGAGUCUAUUAGUCGAACGCGGGGGAAAAAAACCCAGCCUGCAGCCUUCGCAAUCCAUUUAACCGGGGCCGUUAUUUUUAGGGAGGCUAUUGUUCGGUAUUGUCCGAGGAAACGAAUUCUAAGGGGGUCGGGGCAGGCGGCAGCACAGUUGUCGAAAGAAAAUAUUAUAAUAACGGCUCUGCUUUAUUAUACGUGUUUGAGACGAGCGGAAUACAAAAAUUUAAAAAAAGGGCGACCGUAACGGUAAUGUAAACAAGUUUGGCUGUAAAAAACACUACGCAAUUGCGUCAUUGCACGGAUAGGCCCGCAAAGAAGGCCCAUGACGUCCUCGGGGCGAAGGUUUCACCCCACAAGGAACCCCCUGACGCCACUUCUCUCGGCCAACCGAGCUAUACUUAUUACGAUCAGAUAUAGAAAAAGGCUGAACUGGUUAUGUAAUUUUCAUGAAAAUAUUGUAUUCCAACGGGUUUUUUACAGUAUUAUUAUUAUUCGAAUGAAAAUUAAUUAUUUCUGUUGACGUCAAAAUAAAAAUACCCGUAAAGGCGAAAACUACGUCCCGUACGACUUUGCACUGUAACGGGAGUAAAAAAAUAUAAAAAACCGUCUCCACGUUUUCCGAUGAUUUUUUUAUUUUAUUUUUUUUUUAUGUAUGAUACUUCUUUGCCCGUGACAACAAUAUCAACAAACAUUUACUGGUUUUUUCAUCCGCGUCACCAAAAUGACCUAAUAAACAACAACAAAAUUAGAUUUUCGUACCACAAAUAUACCGAUAACCGUUUAUCAGCUCCCCCCCUCUCAUUGUAGGGGUUGAAUACGAGGAGAAAAAAGUAGCCUGUGCGUUAGUCCUGCAGGUCUAGAACUACAUGCGCACAUCUGCGGAUAGUUUCGGCUCGAUCCGUUCAACAGUUUUGGCGCGAUGGAGUAACAAACACAAUCCGUCCAUUAGUCCGAACAAACUUUCGCGUAUCAUGUGUGCAAUACAAUAUUCGAAUAUUUUAGGGGGUUUGUCCCCAAGCCGUCGUCGUCGUCGUCGUGUAAACAAUGAUUACACAAAAUCGAUAUUAUGGUGGUUUACGCUGUCCCCGGGAUAUUCGAGCUUUUUGUGCCCAACGGUAUUGUGAUUCCGUGCGAGGUUUAUCGGUUUAUCAAAAAGAGAUCGCCGGGACCUUCCCCUUCGCUUACGAUUAGUACUGUUACACCUGGGUAGGCGCGCGCACGCUGUUAUAAUAACGACCGUAUGUUAACACGUUGUCCCGGCGACUGUUUUCAGGACGCCAACGGUUCGUCGCCGAGGCCGACCGCGGCCGCCAAUCACAACUACACGCCGUCGGCGAAAAAACCGCCAGUCGCCGAAAAACCGACGAAAUCGGCGCAGCCGCAGGACAAGCCGUCGUCGAACAAGAAACCGCCGAUGACGAACGCUUACGCGAACGACUGACCGCGGCCCGCUGCCGGUAUUACCGUGUACAUUGGUACACCCAGGCGCUGCACAGACCGUUUGAUCCAGAUGCCCGUCCCCCGACAACACGUAACAUACUGCGUGUGUCACGUGUGUUUACGCGAUCGACGCAUUUAAAUACAAUAUGUCGUACGCGAUGCACUCUCAAGAAUAAUAUUAUUGUAAUUGUGUUGUAUUGCGUUUGAAUAAAUUUCCGAUAAAUACGAAUAACAAAUGUGUGUGUCCGUCCGUGCUUUUUGUCAAAAGACGAUAUUCCAGCGCGCGCGUUAAUGCAGACCAACGGUGGCCGAAUCGACCGACGUACCGCAGAUGAUUUAAAUGUCCGUUUAUCAAGCAAUAGGCACAAUCGAUAGAGUUGUAUUAUUUUGUACGCGCGUGUGCGUGUACUAAUUGUGUACGUUUAUAAUUACGUUUGGGUCGCCCCUGUUGUAAAUGUAUUUCAAGACUGUAUGUUGGUAAUAAAAAUAAUAAAGCAAAACAAAAUCAUUAAAAUGGAUUAGUACCGGUAAAUAAAUAAAUGAAUGAAUACGUCGCCUGGAGUAUUACAACAAGUACAUUAUGCGACGGGUUUCAAAUUAAAAAUUCAUCAUCGGUUAUACCACAGUUAAAAUGUAAAUAGCCUCAAGACUAAAAGUCUAAAAGUCGAGUUUUACAUUCAUUCAUUCGUUUGUUUAUUUUAUUAUUAUAUAUACAUUUUUUAUUUGUAUAUUUAUUUACUAUAUAUUGAUUGGUCAUUACAGUCAAUUUUUAUCGGAUGAGUGCGAAUUAAUUGUUAUUCAUUUAAUAUCAUUUAUAUUUCAUGUAU